AUGUUAAAAAUUCAUCAUAAUAGUGCUGCUUGUGGGGGGAUCAGUGAUCCCUACGAUCUGCCCUGCGGACACACCUUUUGCUUAAGGCCAUGUCUGCUGCCAUAUGCCAAAACAGAGACGGUACGUUGCAUCUACUGUCAUGAGGAGUUUGAUGCCUCGGCACUGCGGCCCAACUACGCCGUUGGAGCAAGGCUCUGCCUGAUCGCCUUGCAGCGUGACCAAGAGCAGAAGAGGGGUCAAACACAGGAGCGGGUGGUGGAAGAUGGAGGGAAAGGUGAGGAAGAGGAACUGGUUGAUGAAAGAGGGGAUGGAGGAAAUGCACGCAUAUUGACGCGGUGCAGCACCUGUCGGAGUCAGACUCAGGCUAAACUAUUGACCUUUUGCCACCAUUGCUAUCGUCGAAUCUGUGUGAAUUGCCAUGCGAAACAUCGAGAUAGUUACGUCGAAAGGCUGCGUGUGAAAUUGAGUCCUCUAUCGUUGAGCAAAGCGAAUCUAGAGUCGCAGCUGUCGAAGUUGAAGUCAACUCUGGGAAUAGGGAAGGGUACGAGGGGCAGCAUCUUGAGUGCCGUGGAAAACGCGGCGAUUGAACUGCGUACAGCGGCAGACAAAGCUCUGGAAGCCGCUACCACAAAAUUAGAUGUGGCUGUUAAUGCUGAUUUUAAAAUUGCGGAUGAAGUGCUUUGCCGUAUAACAAACCUUUCUGUCAAGGUCGCCAGAGCAAAGGAUAUCUCUACGUCAAUAACAGACUUG
Hydatigera taeniaeformis is the source of this 750-nucleotide messenger RNA. NCBI's taxonomy places the organism in Eukaryota, Metazoa, Platyhelminthes, Cestoda, Cyclophyllidea, Taeniidae. The record is from the annotation of a GenBank genome assembly.